This is a messenger RNA of Pangasianodon hypophthalmus (striped catfish), 2557 nucleotides long. Its product is annotated as dual specificity protein phosphatase family protein. Gene Ontology annotation, cellular component: cytoplasm. Bases 157 to 711 code for a protein of 184 amino acids. The record is from RefSeq and is a predicted model, not a curated record. The transcript has 3 exons. NCBI's taxonomy places the organism in Eukaryota, Metazoa, Chordata, Actinopteri, Siluriformes, Pangasiidae. Gene Ontology annotation, molecular function: protein tyrosine/serine/threonine phosphatase activity; MAP kinase phosphatase activity. Gene Ontology annotation, biological process: negative regulation of MAPK cascade; protein dephosphorylation.
CGGUGGAUGUGAUUAUAUAUAACUUGAGCGGCUCGGAUGACAGAGCGGCGGUGAGCAGCACCUGCUCGCGCGCGUCACACUGUUCCAGCACGCGCAGCUCGAGCUCACGCAGCGCUGUACCUGACCCACACUGUUUCAUCGCUAAUUCACACAGAGAUGACAUCCCAGAAACAUAAACAGGGACUGGCUGAAAUCAAAGCGCUGGAGAACAUUCUGGACGGAUGCAAACUUGAGCUCACCGCCGUCGAUGAGGUCUGGCCGAACUUGUACAUCGGGAAUGUAGCACUCGCUCAAAACAAGAGUGCUUUAAAGAAGAUAGGCAUCACCCACAUCCUGAACGCAGCCCAUGCCAAACAGGGCAGUAUAGGAGACGAGAGUUAUUAUGGUACUGAGUUUGUUUAUCACGGUAUACCAGCAGAAGACUCAGGCAAGUUUGACAUCAGCGUACACUUCCGGUCAGCGUCUGACUUUAUUCACAAAGCCCUCAAGAAGAAAAACGGAAAAGUGCUUGUGCAUUGCAUUAUGGGAGUGAGCCGCUCGUCAACGUUAGUCCUGGCCUACUUAAUGUUACGUCAGCAUCUCACUCUCCGCGCUGCCAUCCAACAAGUCAUCCAGAGGAGACCGAUUUACCCUAACAGGAACUUUCUGGGCCUCCUGGUUGAGCUCGACACACAACUGCAGAGAAAACGAAUGAUGUGUCCAAUUCUCUGAGAGCACAGCACUGUCACGAACUCUCCAAUGUGUGUUGUGACAAAGACUAAUCUUUUUAAAUUGUUUUUUAGUAAAAAAAAAAUUCCUACACUAUGUAGAAAUAGGAUUAUUACAUUUUAAAAACAUCUAAACGAAAUUCCAUGUGUAUAUGCACACAUACUUGUAUGUGUAUAUGUGUACUUACAUACAGUACAUGUUUUAUAUGUAUCUCUUUCAUUUUUCAUUAUGGAAGAAAAUGUUCUUCCAAGUAAUGGAAGUUUGAUUCAGAUACAUGUGGAUAUAAGAAACAGGCUGGAUAUUUCACUAUAUGGCACCAUGGCAGGAGUGGGGGGCAUGGGGGCUUAGUGGUUAGCACGUUUGCAUUGCAUCUCCAUAGUUGGGGGUUCAAAUCCUGCCUCUGCCCUGUGAGCACGGAGUUUGCAUGUUCUCCCUGUGCUUCGGGGGUUUCCUCUGGGUACUCUAGUUUCCUCCCCCACUCCAAAAACAAGGCUGAUUGACAUUUCCAAAUUGUCCAUAGUGUGUGUGAUUGUAUCCUGCAGUGGGUUGGCACCCUAUUCAGGGUGUCCCCUGCUUUGUUCCCUGGGAUAGGCUCCCCUGCGAGCCUGUGUAGGAUAAGUGGUACAGAAAAUGGAUGGACAAUGCACAGCUGCAACCACUGAAGAAGGGUAUCAGGUCUUAUUCUUAACAGCAGUUACAUUUAUAGCAGAAUAGAUCUGCUUCCUGGUGAGGAGAUAUUUGAAGUAUCUUCAGUAACUGCUUUUAUCCUGGACUGAGAUGGAUCUGGAAUCUGUCCUGGGAACACUAAGCAUGAGGCAGGAAUACACCCCAGACAGGAAGCCAGUCCACCACAGAGCCCCCACACAUUCACAAGUAGGUGAAUUUAGAAACACCAAUUCACUUAUCAGCCUGUUUACUUACCCAGCAGAAACACACAUGGACAUAGGGAGAACAUGCAUAGCAACAGUAAUCCGAGCUCAGGAUCGAACUGAGAACCCUGGAGCUGUGAGGAGGAGACAAUGUUGAUCACUGUGCCACCAUGCCGUCCUUAUUCAAGGCAGGUAGAUUCAAGUAUGUGCAAAGGACUCUAACUUAUUAGAGACAGGCUGUGGUGGUGAAGCAUGGCAAAGUCAUUAUAUACAGUAUAUAUCAUCAUGUACAUUGUUAAGGACAUUUACAUUGUGGCUGUGUAAUUAUCCGCUAUUUAUUUAUUUGUCAUCAUUCAGAUUAUGGAUUCUAAAACGGCGGUAUUCUCUUCAAAGAGCCGUCAUGGCUCCAGGUUUUCAUUCGAACCAAAUAGGAUCCUCAAAAUUGUCAUUUGAGAAUCAAGAUCAGCUGAUUAAACAAGUGGAAUCAGUGAGCCACACUGGCCUUUUGCAGAGAAAUGUGAAGAUCCCUGUUCUAGAGGCUCAUGUAUGAAAUGCACUGUCUAGAAAGAAAACAUAAGGAUCCAUUUUUGUACUUUAUAUUAUAAUCAUGUAAUUGAGUUGAAAUAUUUGUGUAUAUAUAACCAUUAAUUGAUGACAGAACAUUUAAUCUAUUUCAGUUCAUUCAGUUAACAGUUGUAUUUUUUAAAAAAGGUUUGUGAACCCAUUUCUAAGAUCAGUAUUUUGAACUGAUAUGUGAUGGAUUUUGAUAGAUGGACAAAUUAAAUUUUGAUUAAGACUCUUAAAAAAACAGUCUAAAAAUAUCAUUGAUUUGUUAGAUAUAACAGAACUCAGAAUAAUUUGUCUCUGCUAUUUCCAAAGGAGUAAAAUUGCUACUCUUGUACAAACCAAGUGAAAAAAGGUUGUUUACACAGUUCAGAGACUGAAAUAUCAUUUGUAAAAUAAAGUCAUUUUACGAGGAA